Messenger RNA from Cololabis saira (Pacific saury), 6006 nucleotides. It is a transcript of the gene dip2bb, whose product is annotated as disco-interacting protein 2 homolog Bb. Lineage: Eukaryota; Metazoa; Chordata; Actinopteri; Beloniformes; Belonidae. The transcript has 40 exons. The record is from RefSeq and is a predicted model, not a curated record. Bases 170 to 5041 code for a protein of 1623 amino acids.
CGCAGUCAUGGCGGUGUCGUGGAGCCGCGGAGAUGGAGUAAACAGCGCCGACUCCACAUCGUGAUUUCUUUUUUCUUUUCUUUUCUUUUCCUUUCUUUAAGUUGUAUGCUGGGCGUUACCUGUUCUUUGAGAUAAUCCCAGAGUCCUGCGGGCUGCCGCGCUUCCCAGUAUGAGCGACCGCGGCUCGGAUCUGUCGGCUCUGCCUAAAGAGGUCAGGGACCAGCUGGCGGAGUUGGACCUGGAGCUGUCCGAAGGUGACAUCACACAGAAGGGCUAUGAGAAGAAAAGAACCAAACUCCUGGCUCCCUUCAUAAUCCAGCCUCCAGUGGCGCCUCCUCACAAUGACGUCCAGCCUCCUGUUGCUCCCAGUUCCUCCAGCCACGCCCCUCCUCCUGCCAGCUCAUCCCGGUAUCGUGAACGUCGCUCCCGCAGAACACAUCGGACUGGGGGAACCAGGGAUGACCGCUACAGAUCAGAUAUCCACUCUGAGGCGGUACAAGCUGCCCUGGCUAAACAUAAAGAGGAAAAAAUGGCCCUUCCCAUGCCUACCAAACGGAGGUCCACUUGUGUGCAGAGUCCCAUCGAAACUCGCACGCCACCAGACUCCUCAUCGGGUUCUGAAGAUGAAUCGUCAACACGUAGACAAUCUUCAGGGCUCGCUCCUCCUGUGGUCAACCCCAGCUUGCAGAGCCCAGACUCGUGGAUCAGCCGCACCGCCCAGGGAUCCUCCACCUCCUCCUCAGCCUCCUCCACAUUGUCCCACGGAGAGGCGAAACCACAUCCCCAAGCUCAGCCCCAGCCUCAGUACAAGCCUCAGUACCAGCCUCUGUAUCAGCCUCAGCUGCAGCCUCAGCACCCGCCGCACGAGCAGAGCCGCACUGCAGCAGUGACGGACAUGCUGGCUCACAGUCGCAUUGCCCCUGCGCAGAACAUGCACCCCCCACCUGAUGUGACCGCGGUGGCCCCUCCAUCCAGAGGCCCGCGGGUGGACCUGCCCUCCAACGCCACCGUCCGAGGGAUGAGCAAAGGGCAGGCCCGCUCAAGCAUGAUGGAGACGGCAGACGGAAGAAGUAAUAUGCAGAGAGUUCCUGUGAGCAGCCGAGUGUCCACAAAGAUCCAGCAGCUGCUCAACACUUUGAAGAGGCCUAAGAGGCCCCCGCUCAGCGACUUCUUCACCGAUGACUCCGAGGAGAUCGUCCAAGUGCCCCAACCAGACCCCAACACGCCCAGGCCGGAGGGCCGACAGAUCAUCCCCGUGAAAGGGGAGCCUCUGGGAGUCGUCAGCAACUGGCCCCCGGCCUUGCAGGCAGCACUGGCUCGCUGGGGGGCCACUCAGGGGAAGAGCCCGGCUCUCACUGCUCUGGACAUCACGGGCAAGCCAAUGUACACGCUGACUUAUGGGAAACUGUGGAGUCGCAGUGUGAAGCUGGCGUACACGCUCCUGAACAAGUUAGGCAACAAGAACGAGCAAAUCCUAAAACCGGGAGACAGGGUGGCGCUUGUGUACCCUAACAGUGACCCUGGGAUGUUCUGGGUGGCCUUCUAUGGCUGCCUCCUGGCUGAAGUUAUCCCUGUACCUAUUGAGGUGCCACUGUCUCGCAAGGAUGCAGGAAUCAGCCAGGUGGGCUUCCUGCUCGGCAGCUGUGGCGUUGGUCUCGCUCUGACCAGUGAGAUUUGCUUGAAGGGUCUCCCCAAAACCCCCACUGGUGAAAUACUGCAGUUCAAAGGCUGGCCUCGACUAAAGUGGGUGAUAACAGACUCAAAGUACCUGACCAAGCCGUCUAAAGACUGGCAGCCACACAUCCCCACUGCGAACACUGACCCUUCAUAUAUAGAGUACAAGGCGAGCAAAGAUGGCACGGUAGUGGGUGUGGCAGUGUCUAAAGUGGCCAUGUUGACCCACUGUCAAGCACUAACUCAGGCCUGCAACUAUUGCGAGGGAGAAACUUUAGUAAAUGUCCUGGACUUCAAAAAGGAUAUGGGCUUGUGGCAUGGAGUUCUCACGGCUGUAAUGAACAGGAUACACACUAUCAGUGUUCCUUAUGCAGUAAUGAAAGCUUGUCCUCUCUCCUGGGUACAGAGAGUCCACAUCCAUAAAGCUCGUGCUGCUUUAGUGAAGUGCCGUGAUCUGCACUGGGCCAUGAUGGCUCAUCGGGACCAGAGAGAUAUCAGCCUGGCUUCAUUACGAAUGCUCAUUGUUGCUGAUGGUGCUAAUCCCUGGUCAGUCUCUUCCUGCGAUGCCUUCCUGAAUGUGUUUCAGUCUCACGGGCUGAAGCCUGAAGUUAUUUGUCCCUGUGCCACCUCUCCUGAGGCCAUGACGGUAGCGUUACGCAGAGCGGGAGUCCCGGGUGCACCCCUCCCGGCCCGUGCCAUCCUUUCUAUGGGUGGCCUGAGUCACGGUGUCAUCAGGGUUAAUACGGAGGACAAGAACUCUGCUCUGACUGUGCAGGAUGUGGGACACGUCAUGCCUGGAGCUCUGAUGUGUAUAGUUAAGCCAGAUGGGCCUCCUCAGCUGUGUAAAACAGACGAGAUAGGAGAGAUAAUAAUCAACUCCCGGGCCGGAGGCACCAUGUACUACGGUCUUCCUGGACGCACUAAAAACACCUUUGAGGUGAUACCAGUUAAUGCAAAUGGCGUUCCCAUUGGAGAGAUUCCAUUUGUGCGCUCGGGACUCCUGGGGUUUGUUGGCCCAGGCAGUCUGAUCUUUGUGGUGGGGAAGAUUGAGGGUCUGCUGAUGGUGAGCGGCAGGAGACACAACGCUGAUGACUUGGUGGCCACUGCUCUGGCCGUGGAGCCAGUCAAGACUGUGUACCGUGGGAGGAUCGCCGUUUUUUCAAUCACAGUGUUUUACGAUGAGAGGGUAGCAAUUGUGGCAGAGCAGAGGCCGGAUGCCAGCGAAGAAGACAGCUUCCAGUGGAUGAGCCGGGUGCUUCAGGCUAUUGAUAGCAUCCACCAGGUAGGCCUCUACUGUCUGGCUCUGGUCCCAGCCAACACCUUACCCAAAACACCCCUGGGUGGCAUCCACACCUCUGACACCAAACAGUACUUCCUAGAAGGCAACCUGCACCCCUGCAAUAUCCUAAUGUGUCCCCACACCUGCGUCACCAACCUGCCCAAGCCCCGCCAGAAACAGCCAGUGGGCGUGGGCCCUGCGUCCGUCAUGGUCGGCAACCUGGUAGCAGGAAAGCGGAUCGCCCAGGCUGCAGGGAGAGACCUCGGCAUGAUCGAAGACCAGGAUCUUGUCCGGAAGCUGUGUAUGUGGCCCACUGUGAUGCAUCAGUAUUUGACAGAAGCUUUACAGUGGAGGGCCCAAACUGAUCCAGACCACGUCCUCUACGUUCUUCUAAAUGCAAAGGGUGUAACAGUAGGCACAGCAACGUGCGUCCAGCUUCACAAGCGUGCGGAGAAGAUCGCUGCAGCGCUGAUGGAGAAAGGCAGCAUCAACACUGGGGAGAAUGUAGUGCUGCUGUAUCCUCCCGGUAUUGAUCUGAUUGCAGCCUUCUACGGGUGUCUCUACGCUGGCUGUGUUCCCGUAAACGUUAGGCCUCCACACCUUCAGAACCUGGCAGCUACGCUGCCUACUGUCCGGAUGAUUAUCGAUGUAAGUAAAGCUGCAUGUAUCCUGACAACACAAAACCUCAUGAGGAUCCUUCGCUCUAAAGAGGCUGCAGCCUCCGUCAACAUUAAAACUUGGCCCACAAUCAUUGACACAGAUGACCUUCCUCGCCGCCGGCCUCCCCACGUCUACAAGCCACCCACAGCAGAGAUGAUAGCUUAUCUAGACUUCAGUGUGUCUACUACAGGAAUGCUCACUGGGGUCAAGAUCUCUCAUGCAGCAGUCAGUGCACUUUGUCGCUCCGUAAAGCUUCAGUGUGAGCUUUACUCAUCACGCCAAAUAGCCAUUUGUCUGGAUCCGUACUGCGGUCUGGGCUUUGUCUUGUGGUGCCUCGCAAGCGUUUACUCAGGUCACCAAUCCAUCCUGAUUCCUCCGUUUGAGCUGGAGAGCUGCCUGUCUCUGUGGCUGAGCACGCUCAGUCAGUACCGCAUCAGAGACACCUUCUGCUCCUACUCUGUCAUGGAGCUCUGUACCAAAGGACUUGGUACUCAGACUGAGUUACUCAAGGCCCGCGGUGUCAACCUGUCCUGUGUGCGGAGCUGUGUGGUGAUAGCAGAGGAACGCCCUCGCCUCGCACUCACACAGUCCUUCUCCAAGCUGUUUAAGGAUAUUGGACUGUCGUCCAGGGCCGUCAGCACUGCUUUUGGCUCCAGGGUUAACCUGGCCGUCUGUCUGCAGGGUACAUCUGGCCCUGAUCCCUGUACAGUGUAUGUGGAUAUGAAAUCUCUUCGCCACGACAGAGUGCGGCUGGUGGAGAGAGGAGCGCCUCAGAGUCUUCCUCUCAUGGAGUCUGGCAAGAUAUUGCCAGGUGUUAGGGUGAUCAUUGUUAAUCCAGAGACCCGAGGCCCACUCGGUGAUUCUCAUCUUGGAGAGAUCUGGGUGAACAGCCCUCACAAUGCCAGUGGUUAUUACACCAUCUAUGGAGAGGAGGGGCUUCAGGCUGACCACUUCAACACCAAGCUCAGCUUCGGAGACCCGCACACUUUAUGGGCCAGAACUGGAUACUUGGGUUUUGUAAAAAGAACUGAGCUUUUGGAUGCAAGUGGGGAUCGGCAUGACGCUAUGUUUGUUGUGGGCGCACUGGACGAGACACUGGAGCUGCGAGGGCUGCGUUACCACCCCACUGACAUUGAAACAUCAGUUUCACGGGCUCACAGAAGUAUUGCUGAGAGUGCUGUGUUUACAUGGACCAACCUGCUGGUGGUGGUGUCAGAGCUCUGUGGUUCUGAGCAGGACGCGCUGGACCUAGUACCUCUGAUAACCAACGUAGUCCUGGAGGAGCACCACCUCAUCGUGGGUGUGGUGGUUAUUGUUGACCCUGGGGUCAUACCCAUUAACUCCAGAGGAGAGAAGCAACGCAUGCACCUUCGUGACUCAUUCCUCGCUGACCAGCUGGAUCCUAUCUAUGUUGCGUACAACAUGUGAGCGCUCGUGGUGGUCUGGGUUCGCUGGGCCCCCGUCCACACUGUCUUCUGCAACACCAUCUCGACGUCUGGCUUGGCAGCAGGUGUAAAGCAAACGCAUGAACCACAUGUACUGACUGUGUGACACCAGCAUCUUGGCCACUGCAUGUCUGUGAUUGGAUCUGGAGUUAUUCACUGUGUUUUUAUAUAAAGUUAAACAUGUUACAAAUGGGACAGCAGUAACGCGUACUGCAAAACUUAACGAAAGAAAAGUCCCCAAUGCACUUUUUUGGAGGAACGGCAAAAUAAUACAACAAAUCCACUUUAUAAAAUACUGUAGUACUGUCUCAGUGAAGAGCUGUCCUCUAAUUUUAUAAUCACUGCAAACACUUGUCCUUUUGUUUCUGCACAGAGCUAAUAAACCUAAAUAAACAACUUGAAAUAUUUUUACAUGCAGCUUUCAAUCAAGUGCACAUAAACACACUUGCUAAGCCCUUGUCAUUUUUUAAAAAUAUUAUAGAUAAAUGAGAGGACAAACAAUAAAAAAAUCAGUCUUUCUCAGUCAGUGUGCAUUCUUAUAAAGCUUAUUUUAUCCCCUGAUAAUGAAGCCAAAUAGAUUUUCCUGCUCUAAUAUAAUUCCUGCCUUAUAAAACUUCAGCCAUACAUUCCUAUCUUAACUUUUAUUGCAUUUACCAUUAGAGGCUGUGUGUUGACUAGUUGAGGAAAUUUUGACAGAUAUCCCAAAUGAUCAAUAUAAAAGAGGAAAGAGGCCAUAUUCUGUACAGUAACUUCAAGGGUCUGUUUGUAUUUUAGAUACUAUGCGUUACUGUAAAGAUAUUUCUAAUUGUAUAAAUGUACAAAUGCUUGACUCGCCCCCCUCAGCUGGUAGAUUCUGCAUGAAAAGCCUGGUUGAAAGACUGUAAUAGUAGCAAAAAGAAGACUGUAAAUACGAUUAAUGGGUGAAAGGAGUUUUGAUGUAUGAGACCA